AAAGACCCGGUCUGCUUAUCUCCAUUCAUUAAAGCUGUUUUUUUGGCAACUGCAUCACAUUCCUUAUUUUGUAACAUGAACAUGAAUAUUUGGCAUUUCCUCUGUGUGGUGAUUGUCUUUCAAGGUAUCAGUGGGGAUGAAAUUCGAUUAGAUCAGUCACCUUCUGUGACAAAGAGACCUGGAGAAACAGUGAAGAUCUCCUGUAAAAUAUCUGGGUUCACAAUGACAAGCUCCUACAUGCACUGGAUACGGCAGAAGCCUGGAAAAGCUCUGGAGUGGAUUGGGAGAGUUGACUCUGGCAGCAGUUCUAGCUCUGAUUAUCUUAUCUAUGCAGAUUCUGUGAAAAACCACUUCACAAUGAGUGAAGACGUAUCUCAAAGUACACAGUUUCUUGAAGCCAAGAGUCUGAGAGAAGAGGACACUGCUGUUUAUUACUGUGCUCGAGCACCAGGACACAGUGACUCAAACUGA
Danio rerio (zebrafish) is the source of this 471-nucleotide messenger RNA. Lineage: Eukaryota; Metazoa; Chordata; Actinopteri; Cypriniformes; Danionidae. The record is from RefSeq and is a predicted model, not a curated record.